AGCAGCAAGUCUGUCGUAAGUGGUUGAGGAGACACACAAAACGAGUGUGAAAGUUCUGCUAUCUGUGUGGAGUGCCCUUCUGACCUUGAAGCUCAAGGCACCAACUCAGUCGCAAAACUUAAGCUGACCCAGAGCAGGCCAUGUGAGGUGACCCCAUGUGGAGACAGAGCGUGAGGCACCACACACCGUCUGUCCAUUGCAUUGUAUCGUCCACCCCUUCCAUCUCCUACCACACAGCCUAGGCAGAAAGGGGGCUGGUAGGGCUCCCAGAGGCUCGGACCUUCUCCUCAGAUGGGUGGCAGUUUCUCCACAAUGUGGCAGCUUGCAAGCCUCUUACUGUUCCUGACCACCUGGGGUGCUUCCAGCACACCAGCUCCUCCAGACUCGGUGUUCGUCAACAGUGACAGUGCCCACCAGGUACUCCGGAUCCGCAAGCGUGCCAACACCUUCCUGGAGGAGCUCCGGGCCAGCAGCCUCGAGAGGGAGUGCAUGGAGGAGAUCUGUGAUUUUGAGGAAGCCCGGGAGGUUUUCCAAAGCGUGGAUGAAACACUCACCUUCUGGUCCAAGUACCAUGACGAGGACCAGUGCUCCACACCGCCCACGGAGCACCCCUGUGACAGCCCCUGCUGCGGCCAUGGCAGGUGCAUCGACGGUCUCGGCCACUUCCACUGCGAGUGUAGCCAGGGCUGGGAGGGGCACUUCUGCCUGCACGAGGUGAGCUUCUGGAACUGCUCGGUGGACAAUGGGGGGUGCACACACUUCUGCCUGGAGGAGCAGGGCCGGCGUCGCUGCAGCUGUGCACCUGGCUACCAGCUGGCAGACAACGACAGGGACUGCCUGCCCACAGUGAAGUUCCCUUGUGGGAGGCCAAAGAAGCACACAGAGAAGCGGCGCAAGAAUUUGAAGCGUGACACAGACCAAGCUGGCACGCUGAACACAGACCCGGCUGAGAAAAGUGCCACAGACCUGACUGAGAAAAAUGCCACAGAGAAAAAUGUCAUAAAGAAAAAUGCUACAGAUCCAGCUGAGAAAAAUGGCACAGACCUGGCUGAGAAAAAUGGCACAGACCUGGCUGAGAAAAAUGCCACAGAGAAAAAUGGCACAGACCUGGCUGAGAAAAAUGCCACAGAGAAAAAUGGCACAGACCUGGCUGAGAAAAAUGCCACAGAGAAAAAUGGCACAGACCUGGCUGAGAAAAAUGCCACAGAGAAAAAUGGCACAGACCUGGCUGAGAAAAAUGCCACAGAGAAAAAUGGCACAGACCUGGCUGAGAAAAAUGCCACAGAGAAAAAUGUCAUAGAGAAAUAUGCUACAGAUCCAGCUGAGAAAAAUUCCACAGACCUGGCUGAGAAAAAUGACACAGCAUCUGCUCAGAACCAAACUGGUCAAAUAGAUCCCAGGCUUGUGAUGGGGUCAUUGACCAGAUGGGGUGAUAGCCCCUGGCAGGCAAUCCUGCUGGACUCUAAGAAGAAGCUGGCCUGUGGGGGCGUUCUCAUCCACCCGUCCUGGGUGUUGACAGCUGCCCACUGCCUGGAGGACAACAAGAAACUCAUCGUCAGGCUUGGGGAGUAUGACCUGCGGCGCUGGGAGAAUUCAGAGCUGGAGCUGGGCAUCAAGGCCGUCUUCACCCACCCCAACUACAGCAAGAGCACCUCAGACAAUGACAUUGCACUGCUCCACCUGGUGCGGCCCGCCACACUCUCACACACCAUCGUGCCUAUCUGCCUUCCGGACAUGGGCCUGUCAGAGCGUCAGCUCACCCAGGUGGGCCAGGACACAGUGGUAACGGGCUGGGGCUACCGCAGCGAGACCAGGAGGAACCGCACCUUCGUCCUCAGCUUCAUCAAGGUGCCCCUGGUGUCGCAUGGCGAGUGCAUCCGGGUCAUGCACAACAGGGUGUCACAGAACAUGUUGUGUGCUGGCAUUCUCGGGGACCCGCGGGACGCCUGUGAGGGGGAUAGCGGGGGCCCCAUGGUCGCCGCCUUCCAUGACACCUGGUUUCUGGUGGGCCUGGUGAGCUGGGGUGAGGGCUGUGGCCGCCUCCACAACUAUGGCAUCUACACCAAAGUCAGCCGCUACCUUGACUGGAUCCACAGGCACAUAAGGGAGGAGGAGGAGAACCAGGCACCCUAGAGGUCCUUGUGCUGGACACGGGCCCCAGAAACCCCACUUUUGGAAUGGGGCUUGGGCUGUUGACUGGCCACGUGGGGGGAGGGCAUUCCCAGGUGCCCGUGUUUUCUCUUUCCUAACAAUAAAAGUAGCAUCUGUACUUAAGCCAGAAAGCUACCAACAGCACAUACAUUGUGAACAUUCAAUAAAGGUUAAUAGUUGCAGUCA
Erinaceus europaeus (western European hedgehog) is the source of this 2337-nucleotide messenger RNA. RefSeq names its product protein C, inactivator of coagulation factors Va and VIIIa (gene PROC). The transcript is spliced from 9 exons. Gene Ontology annotation, biological process: blood coagulation; proteolysis. Gene Ontology annotation, cellular component: extracellular region. The coding region runs from base 292 to 2133 and encodes 613 amino acids. Lineage: Eukaryota; Metazoa; Chordata; Mammalia; Eulipotyphla; Erinaceidae. Gene Ontology annotation, molecular function: serine-type endopeptidase activity; calcium ion binding. The record is from RefSeq and is a predicted model, not a curated record.